Messenger RNA from Bursaphelenchus xylophilus (pine wood nematode), 11818 nucleotides. Lineage: Eukaryota; Metazoa; Nematoda; Chromadorea; Rhabditida; Aphelenchoididae. The record is from the annotation of a GenBank genome assembly.
AUGGACCGACAGCGCGGGUUGGACGACAUGGCGCUGAGCUGGCGACGGCGACGUAGGCCGGGUGAGUUGCUGGUAAUUUCGGAGCUCCUUGAAGUCAUUUUUGGAUCAUACAUGAUUUUUCAGUUCGCCCCAAAUCCCCUUCCAUUUCCACAUCUCAUUUCCAAUCGGGUACAAACAAAAUGCAGGUCAAACACACGAGUACAUCCGCUUUAACUCACACGCUUCUUUAUACAAUCACUUUUUACGUUCUCUUUAUCAUAUCAUCAGUGGCAGGAGAUGAGGCAUUAAAGUGUGAGUUCCCUUGAAAAUUGGCCCAAAAAUCCGCCGUAUCCAAAAAGCCUGCCUUUUUUCGCAAAAACGCUUUAUUUUCAGCCUCGGAGCGCCUUAUACCGGACGCCUUCAACGACAUGUCCAUCGAAGAUUUCAUCAGCAACUAUCUGAAUGCCAGCCGCGAAGCCAUGGACGACGAGAUGCUCGGAUCGACACCUCUGUCCGUGGAGAUCCCGCGCAACAUGAAGGAGCUGCGGAUGAGUUACAUGGCCGCCAUUCCGCGGAUGGAGAAGAACUUCUUUGACAGGCUGGCCCUUGUUUCGGCGGUAAAUUCGAACGAAAUUGGGACCGAUGUGAAUGUGCUGAGUGCGGCGGAUUGCUUUCAAAAAGAUUUCCAAGGUGAGUAUUGAUAGUGCUGAAAUGUUUAGCUACAGGGUCUUACAAAAAAACGUGAAGGAAAGUCGGAGGCCAUAACUUCCGGUGGAGGCGGCGCAGAGACUUCGUUUUUGGAAUAUGUAUUUUUUAACGACAUUAAUUUUUGCCUACGAAAUUACAAGAUUUUAGAGCGCAAACUCAGGUUGCGACAACCUUCUGAAGUAGGGGAAUUUCUACCCUGAAAACCAGUGUUUUUCGGUUGAAAAUGAUUGAGAAUUAGCCUUAGACUUUCCUUCAAGUUUUUUGCAAGACCCUGUAUUUCUUUGUGUUUUUUUUACCAUUUUUUUUCUUUCUAGGUGGAAUGAUAUCUGGAGCUGUUAACGUGGCUAUCAACGAGAUCAACGCGAACCCCGAUCUCCUGCCAGGAUGGUUUAUGACGUUGAUGUUCGAGAAUACAUGCGGCCGUGAAGAGAAGAGUAAGUUUGGAGGCUAAAAACUUUUCAGGACGUCUUGAAUCCUAUGAUUCUUUUUUACUAUGCCAUGACGUCAUAACUCUCAUUAAAUUUUUUUCGCAAUAUCGGCCUAUAAAUUAUUAAAAUUCAUUUACAAAAAACGACAAUUCCGAUACUUUUUGACCGUCUUUCCGCUUUCAGGUACACGUCAUUUCAUGGAGCAUUGGCGACUGGGCGCCAAAGUCUUCAUUGGGCCGGAAAUGAAUUGCCGCGUGGAAGCGGCCAUGGCGGCCGCUCAGAAUCUGCCCAUUUUGAGUUACAAAUGCAGAGAUCAGAAUUUGUCGGAUAAGAAGAAGUAAGUAAGAGGAUCAUAAGACAAUACAAAUCAGACUUAAAGAGAACUAAGAGAAAUUUGUGCGAGGGAGAGACAUGACUCUUAACUUUUAACAAUGGGUUGAGCUUUUUUAGCCAAAUAAAAUCGCUGUGGCACUCGUGUAGACCUAUAAUAAACCAGUUUGUCGUUAGAAAAACCCCCGUUUGUCUGAGAGAAACAAAUGACCCGAAAUUCAGCAAGAUGGGUCAAGUCUUCCUCUGACUCUGAAACAUACAAAAAGCCAAACAAAACAUAAUAAAACCUUCUAGAACCCUUUAAGCCAGAAUUUUGCAGUAUUUUCGAAUAACAAGUCCUACUUGGAACUCGUAUUUACAACACUUUUCUGUUUUCUCUUUGCACAAAUAUCCGAAAUUUCCAAAAUUGUUUCCCACGGGAGGAAAAGAGGCAGUUUUGCAGAAAUUGUAAACAAGAUGUAAUUAGCGUUAUACCGUAAUGUAUUACCGCUAAUCCCAUAAAAAGGGACCAUAAUUCCGCCAACUUUUCGCUUUUCUUCGCGAUUACAGUUUGGGGAUAUAGAAGAUUAGCGUUGAAGUGAACGUUCAAAUGAAUUGAUAGAGGGUUGAAAAAAUGUAUACGAUACACGCUUUAUUGUUAGACAAUUUGAGUGACCAGAGAUAAGAAUCACGAGAUUUUUUCGGUUUUUAUCAAAAUGCUAUGGAUAAUAUCAUUAUAUGUCCAAUGUGGAUAAAGUCCGACUGAUAAGGAUGAAAAGCGUCUGGAAAAGUGUUUUGUUACUUAUUUUACACUUUGACGAUCUAAAACAGUUCGAAAAACGGAAUGCCAAAAAUGGCGGGAAAUUAAAUUUUUGAAUUUAAAAAUUGAAAAUUGGUCUAUAAAUUGACAAAAAAGCCUAAAUUGAGCAAAUUUCAUUUCUUAUCUUUAAAAAAAACUUUUAUUUUCGUUGUAAAAUGCGUACAAAUUGAGCAACUCCCUUCAGGUAUCCCACAUUCGCCCGAACCGUUCCCGCCGAGACGGAGAUCACAAAAUCCUUCAUGUCGCUCAUGAAAUUCUACCAAUGGCAUCGGUUCGCCGUCGUCCAUGACAGUCGGGGCAACAACGCCGAGCUUUUUCAGUCGAUAAAAACGGCGAUUGAAGGGGAGAAUGAGCGGAUGGAUUUGCAGAGCUCCAGCGAGGAUCGGUAUCACAUUGCAAAUGUGAGCGUUGUGCCUUAUCCAUUUGAUGACAUUCAAGUGGAGACCAAGAACAUUAUUAAGGAUAUUGUUAAACAUACGAAGGAUGAGACGAGAAGUAAGCGCAAAAAAUUGAAGUCGAUGAUGUUGAUGUUGUGGGGGACCUUAUCCAGUGGCAAAAAACGUACAAUUUUGGAUUCGGGAAGCAUUAAAAAUGUGGCAAAAUGCUUCCCUCUUCAAGCAAAAAAACUUCCUUUUGAAGGGCGUUCUUUUUGAAAUCGGAGUUUUUCACUUGGAGAGGGAUGCAUUUUGACACAUUUUUGAUACUUCCCGGAUGCAAAAUGGCACGUUUUUUUGCCACCGGAUCAGAUCCCCCACUGUAUGCAAUAUAUGUAUAUAUAUUUUGAUUUUGUCAUUUUCAGUAUACGUCGUAUUCGGUGACCCAAUGAUGUUCCGAGCAUUCGUUACGGAAAUGGGUGAUACUGGUCUGAUGACUGAUGGGAAAUACGUUGCAGUCUACUUGGAUCCCGAUUACAAUUGGCUCAAUGCCUAUCAUGCAAACUCGAACCACUUCUUUCGAGGUGAGCGGACAAAAAGUUGGCAGUGCUCCAAAAAGCGAUGCUCUGCUUGAGUUAUCUACGUACAUACAGUGCGUCCCAGGUUUUUGGUUCCACCCCAUUUUUUGAUCUUAUCUCGAGGUGUUUUUUCUCAAACGCCAUGAAAUUUUACACAAGUGUUAAUCAACCUUUAAGAAUAAGCUAUGCAAACUUUCAUCCGAUUUGACUUCAGUAAUCUGACGUUAUCGCGAUUUUUUUAAAAUUUUGGGUGUCCCAGGUAUUUGGUUCCACUUGGAAAUUUGCGAGUUUUUGGUCCGGUUUUGAACCAACCUGCUCUUAAUACCAUUACUCGUGUUCUCUGUAGCAUUAGAAAGGGUAUUACAAACGGAUCUACCGUACUUUAUCGACGCGGCGGCCCCACGAGCCAUCUCUGACCUUGUACAUGAGGUAAGCAUUGGUUUUGAAAAAAAUCCCGAUUAGUGAUUUAUUUCCGGCGAGAAACAACUUAGACUACUUGUAGCAAAUGCAUGAUGUAAAACAAACCGAUACCGAUUUGUUUAAAGUCAUUUAAUCGACCUUUUAGGUCAUUUAAGCUACCGUAUGCCUUCUACAGUAACCUUCAAAGGCCCUAAAAGUACAGAAAAUUACUAUCCAAGGGAACUUUUUGCUCAGAAAAACAAACUCUGCAUGUUAAAAAACCUAUAACUGAAUCUUCUGGCUUGCUGAAAUGUUCUAUCCGCCGCAGGUGGUUGGUUCAAGGAUAAAUGGCUAAAAGCAAGCCUAUUUUGGCCUAUUUUUCGGAACUUUUUUAUAGAACGAACUUUACAGACCCGAUUUAUUCUGAAACGGCUAAUGAUUGUAGCAUUACGUUUUCAGGCACGCUGCGUUCAAAUUUGCGUAUCAAAUUUUGUGAUUCUCGUCCAUUCCUCUUGGUAAUUCGGGGUAUAAAGUGUUACGGUAGCUACUUGUUGAAGAUGAUAUGCCAAGAAAAUACUCGAGAUCAUUGAGCAAGCUACUUUUUUUCAUUAAGUAGAUGCACACUGUAUAAUUUAACAGCAUUGGCAAGUUUAAUGCCCAAAAAACAGCCUGACUGACAUUUUUUUUCAGAACCAAUCUUUAUCUCAUGUACAAGGUCGGAGAUGGCUCAUAGCGCCACUCUGUCGAAAAAGUACGGCAGAUACGAAUGUAAUACCCUUUCUAAUAUUACAGAGAACACGAGGAAUGGUAUUAAGAUCAGGUUGGUUCAAAACCAGAUCAAAAAACUCGCAAAUUUCCAAGUGGAACCAAAUACCUGGGACACCCAAAAUUUAAAAAAAAUCGCAAUAACGUCAGACUACUGAAGUCAAAUCGGAUGAAACUUUGCAUAGCUUAUUCUUAAAGGUUGAUUAACACUUGUGUAAAAUUUAAUGGCGUUUGAGAAAAAACGCCUCGAGAUAAGAUCAAAAAAUGGGGUGGAACCAAAAACCUGGGACGCACUGUAUGUAUAAAGGACUCUAUUGUUGUCCCAAAAUGUUCGGUUUUUGCUUUGCAGGCGAGCAGAAACGCUGCAAUUUUCCCGAAAGAAACUGUUGAUUUUUGGUGUAAUGUCCCGAAAUGCUUUGCAAUGCAAAAAAUCUAACAUAGUUUACAAAAAUAAAACCUUAAUAUGCCCUUUAGCUAACUUGCAAAUAAUUUCCAGACACCCGCCAAAACCUUCUCGAAGGAUUCACCGAAGAUUCGAUGGCCCGAAAAGUUGCCAACUACUCGAACACAGUCCUGGCCAUCAUUCCAACUCCCGUCAAACUGAAGACCGACGAAUACAAAAGAUUUUGGAAUCAAAACAACUUUUAUUUGAAGCAAUACGGAACGCAUACGACAAACGUGAAUCAGACAAUCAUGCCGAACAGAGUGGCGUGUUAUCUGUACGAUGCGGUGAUGUUGUAUGCGACUGCAGCGACCGAAUAUUUGAAGGAGAGCAAUAAGACGGCGGAAGAGUCGAUUCAAGAUGGAGAAGGAAUUACCAGUCGUAUUCUUGGACGAACUUAUCGGAGUGAGUCGAGCUUUGAUUUGUAAGAGAAUCGCUUUUGAUAGUGCAGACGCAUCGCUUUUGCUAGACUUAGAACUUGGCGGAAAACGCGCCAGAGUUUACUCUGCAAAGGCUACAGUGGUGGGGGGCCUGAUCCGGUGGCAAAAAACGUAUCAUUUUGCAUCCAGGAAGUAUAAAAAAUGUAGCAAAAUACCUCCCUCUCCAAGUGAAAAAAACUCCGAUUUUAAAAGCGCGCCCGUUCUUUUUGUGAGAGCGCCCUUCAAAACGAAGUUUUUUCACUUGGAGAGGGAGACAUUAUGCCACAUUUUUUGAUACUUCCCGAAUGCAAAACGAUACCUUUUUUGCCACUGGAUCAGGUCCGUCACUGUAUUGUCCUAUAUGUAGGUAGAGACUUUAACGCAAUGUGCCAUUGGCACGUCAUAUGGCACUCUAAUGUUCCACAUUUUUCAGGUAUGCAAGGUUUCGACAUGAGGAUCAACAUGAAUGGAGAUGCCGAAGGAAACUUCACCUUGCUUUCCCUCCAGCCCCUUGAACCGAACAACGACCGCUCGAGCCUCGACUACUAUCCAAUCAGCGCCGGCCUCGACGUCACCGCCGAUUUCAUGGCUGACGGCAAAGCCAACGACUUGCCCAAACUCCGGUUCCACCGCAACGUCCCAUGGCCCUCCGGCACUCCGCCCAAGGACGAGCCGGAAUGCGGGUUCGAUGGGGCCAAGUGCCGGAAUGAACGGGAGUAUCGGAUCAGAUUGGCGAUUUACAUUACAUCGGCCGUCUUAUUCUUCAUUCUCUUGAUGUCAGCGGCUUGGGCAUACCACCGGAAAACGUUUGAGGAUAAGAUUUCGAACAUCUGGAGGAUCGAGGAAAGGGAAAUCCACAAGAUUGUGCAUACCAAUACCUCAGCAAACUCGCUGUAUUUAUACGACGCUGGAAGCAGACAGAGCUUGUUAAGGUAAGCGGAACAUACUAAUUUAAGUAAUGAAUUACUCAUAAUACUUUGAAGAAUUUUUACUAUUUUUGAUGAGCUGCCUAAUAAAUAUUCAAAAAAUCAUCAUGGAUUACAUAUUUUUUGUGAAUUGCAAAGGGAUUUGUCUUUUGCCAGCCAAGUCUACCUAUUAUAGCAUUUUUAUGAAAGACUCAGAGUGCUUAUUACUAGUUGGACAUGUAUCAUUGCUCAAGGGUCAUUUAGGUCUCAACGCCAAAGUCGAAAAAGUACGCCAAAUAGAUGAAACUUUGAUGAAACUUGGCACAAAUUCAGAAUAAAAUUAAUCAAGAUAUAUACCAGAUUCCAAACUUGCGCUUUGCCGAAACGACCGAGAUUUUUUGGGUUGAAACUCGGCAAAAAAUUGCCACUUUUUUUGCCAAUUUUGGCAUGAAAAGUUUCAAAAAAGGUUCUUCCAUAGAGUGUAAUGCCUCCAUAAAAAAAUUAAUCAAAAAUGACAAAGAUAUGAGCAAAAAAAUUGUUAGUCUGUUGUUUUCCAUUGUAAUUUUUCGUAUUUCAGCCCGCUCAAGGAUAACAAUGUCACGGACAAACGCUUCAACUCCCUUCGCUUUGUCGCCCUCUACAAAAACGUCGCCGUUGCUGUAAAAGAGUUGAACUACACGCGCAAAAUGAAAGAGCCAUCGCGAGAAACCCGAAUCGAAAUGAAAGCCAUGGUCCAGCUUCGGCAUGAUAAUGUCAACUCCUUCAAGGGAAUCAUCCUACAGCCCUCGCAGAACAAGAUCCUCGUUGUGAGGGAGUUCUGUCAAAAGAAUUCCUUGUUGGAUAUGCUGAAGAAUAAGGACAUCAAGUUGGAUCAUAUUUUUGUGACUUCGUUUGUUGAGGACCUCAUCAAGGGGAUGAUUUAUAUCCAUGAGAGUGAGGUCCGAGUUCAUGGGAAUCUCAAGUCGAGUAACUGCUUGAUUACGAAUCGAUGGGCGUUACAGGUAAGCAUUUUACAAGGGAAGUACUUGAAGUGUGACGCUCAGAUUUUGAUGAAACUUGGCAUAAAUUUAGAAUAAUUUUUUCUAAGAUAUAUGCGAGAAUCCUAGCUCGCGCUUUACAGAAACAACCGAGAUUUUUAGAUCAAAAGUCGGCGAAAAUUUAGGACUUUUUGCCGAAUUUCGGCACGAAAAGUUUCAUGCCUAUUUCAACUGUAAAGGAUAAUGUUUCUACAAAAAAUCAAAUUUUUCCGCACGAAACUGCCAAAGUUAUGGCCAAAAAGCGCUUUUCUCUCUGACCGCUCUCCACGUUUAGCGUGCUCUCUCGGCGGCAAAAAUCGUUCGAUAUCUCGGCGGCGCCCGCAAAGCGCGAGCUAAAACUUUCAGGAAUUGAUAUUUAGUCCAUACCCGAUGUGUGUGCAAAAUUUAAAGAAAAUCUGAGCGUCACACUUGAAGUACUUCCCCUGUUAGUCUUAUUCUGUAAUAAAAAUAAUAUAAAAAUUACAUAGUUACCUCUUACUGUAUAUACCUCAAAAUCUUACUCUUCCAAUUUCAGGUCGCUGACUUUGGCCUCAACGAGCUCCGUCAAGGGGUUUCCCCUGUCAGCGAGGAAGCCAAAUGGGAAAGUCGGCUUUGGGUGGCUCCUGAACUUCUGAAGACGAUCGACUCCAACCAAGGAAUGAAACCAACUCAAAAGUCUGACGUCUACUCUUUCGGUGUAAUCCUGCAUGAGAUCAUAACUCGCCGCGGUCCCUACGAAGUGUAUACGGCGACCAAUGGUGGUGCGGAUGAGAUCAAAGCGAUCGUCGAGAGGAUUAUGAAUCCCAAGGAGACGCCAGACGGGCUCAUUGUUCACCGACCGGACUUAAAGAACACUGAAUGCCAAGACUACAUCAAAUCGACAAUAUCCAUGUGCUGGGAGGAGAUCCCAAUGAUCCGGCCCGACUUUAGACAUGCCAUUCGACAGAAGCUGAAGCCAAUGUCAGCCGGAAUUCACAAGAGAAACAUCGUGGACCAUAUGAUGCUCAUGAUGGAGAAAUACCAAACGGAUCUCGAGAACCUGGUGGAAGAGCGAACGGCCCAAUUGAAUCGUGAGAAAUGCAGGACGGAAAACCUGCUGCAGCGUAUGCUACCGCCAUCUGUUGCUGCUCAACUAAUGUAUGGAGGAGAGGUGAAGCCUCAGUCAUUCGAAAUGGUCACAAUCUACUUCUCUGAUAUUGUUGGAUUCACAAACAUCAGUGGGUCCUCAACACCGAUGCAGGUCGUCAGUCUGCUCAACAAUUUGUACACGCUUUUUGACUCGGUCAUCAAACAGUAUGAUGUGUAUAAAGUAGAGACGAUUGGAGAUGCGUAUAUGGUAGUGUCCGGGGUGCCCAACUUCAAAGACGCGAUGACUCACGGAUACGAAGUGUGUAUGAUGUCGUUGCAUCUGUUGGAUGCCUCUCAAGCCUUCAAGAUUCCGCAUAUGCCGGAGGAGAAGCUGAGGGUGCGGAUUGGGAUUCACUCGGGCCCUUGUGUUGCUGGAGUUGUCGGAAAGACCAUGCCGCGGUAUUGCUUGUUUGGAGAUGCGGUCAAUGUGGCGAGUCGGAUGGAGAGUAAUGGACUUCGUAAGUUGUGGCUGUUAUAGGCAGCGUGAGUGAAGUGACGUCUCUUAUAUGUUGUGAAUUUCUACAGCUUUUUUUGCCAUGCAAUUGAAACUCAAGGUCGAAUGCAUGCAUUAGGUUUGCAACGGUUUUGAAAAACUCUUUGAACUUUCUCUGAAGUAAAGCAGCUUAUAUUAGGUUGAUGCAAAAGGAAUUGCGGAUUUUUUAAUUUAUUCGUAUUUUUUUAUAGGAUAGCUCAAUUCAAAAAUGGAAAAAGGUAUAUAGUAGUAAAUUUUAAGAGGAUUUUUUCUGUAUAUGUGCUAUUCUUAUAAAAGUUAUCAAACGUUACCAUAAGUUACCACGAAGGUACCCUAAACAUGUUAGUACAUUUUAAACCAAUUUUUUUACAUAUUUUUUUGCGGCUUUAUCCAUUUUUGAAAAUAUUUUGAUAAAAUACGUUAUAUUCUAUCAAAAAACAAAAAAACCCCCAUUUUUGGCAAAGCGUUAAAACGCUAUCCCAAAAAUUCAAAUUUCAGCAAAUUUUACAAAUCGUGUCAUAUCUUUUUUUUAAUAAGUCCAAAAUAAAAAAUUCUUUUUGCUUUCGAUUAGUAACAACAUUUUUAAGGCUUUCUUGAAAAAAAGACAUCAAAAUCUUGAAUUUUAUUUUUUGGUCAAAAAAUGUCAAAAAAAUAAAUUUUUUUGAUUUUGAUGUUUUUUGUCACAAAAAUCUUAAAAAUGUUGUUACUAAUCGAAAGCAAAAAGAAUUUUUUAUUUUGGACUUAUUAAAAAAAAGAUAUGACACGAUUUGUAAAAUUUGCUGAAAUUUGAAUUUUUGGGAUAGCGUUUUAACGCUUUGCCAAAAAUGGGGGUUUUUCGCCACUGAUCAGGUACCUCACUGUAGGAUCUAUACCCAUUCCUUAGCUCUCUAAAAAAGUUCAAAGUCUGACCAAUAAAACCUUCCUAUUUCUAAUUUCAGCCCACCGCAUCCACGUCAGUCAGAACACUGCCAACAUCAUUAGUGGUCUUUCCGAGUUCCAUCUGGAGGAACGUGGGUUGGUGGAGGUGAAAGGAAAGGGUCAAAUGAGAACGUACUGGUUGAGUAUCGCGUCCGACCGCGUCUUCCCGCAAACCGACAUUGACAAGCUGCAAAUGGAGCAGGACAAGUUGGAGUAUUUCCCAUCCAGCAUCUUUGCCGAUCGCGCUCAUGAUUUGAAGAUCCGAAAGGCGCCCGCUAAGCCGAUGACGAGAGGAUUUAGUAAGUUUUUUCUGUUAAUUUACCUAUCAAAACUGCAUAUUUUGACCAUGAAUUUACAGCCAUGGACGCCGAGGAUAUUUCCCGUCUCUCGCUCCUGAAUGAAAGUCAGCAAAUCCUGAAUGCGGAUGGCGGUGGAAUUCUGAAGCGAAUGCUGGCCAAAGUCACCCAACAGCCGGACAAAUAUGGCCCACUACAGGCCCAAUCGCAGUCCUUUAUUCCACCAACAACUUCAAUGGCGGCCGAAGUUAAGCGAGCUCUCCGCACCAACCGACCAAUCUCGCCGAAUCGCAGUAGACUUUACAAGGUUUUCGAGUCGAAUGAGGAGAACCUCGGGCUGCUGAAUGGAGGCUUUGAACUUGAUCAGCUUAAGACUUCGAAUUCGAGGAGGAAGUUGACAAAACGGCGCCCAGACACGAUCGACGAGGAUAUGAUGGAGCAGCGGAAAAAGACUAGCCAGAGUACGAACGGGAGUUUGGCGACCACAGGUUCGAAAAGUGGAUCUGGAGAGGUCAGAGAGAUCAAAGAGAAGCCACAAAGAAAGAGGUCGUCUUCAGCGCCGGAAAUGGAUAAGAUGGAGCCCUUGUGGAGGCAAUAUGAGAGCCGGCAGCUAUCGCAACAGCAGAAUGUAAGUUUUUUCCCAGCAUUCAAUGAGCUCUAUUUGUCUUAAAGAAAUGCAGCAUCCCAUCAGUGGUCUCUAUGUAAUAAUUUUCUUUUAGAAAGCAAAUCCCAACGUUCCUACCGGCUCCUGCGAUCAAAGCUUCUUCGAUCUAGCACACACGCCUCGCGACUUCAACAACCCGUCGGCUACGCAAGUCUAUCGAUCAGAUGAGCUGACGCCCAUCAACGAAAAUCUCACCGACGCCUCCUCGCAUUGGUCGAAUGAAUGGCCAAAGCGAAAAUCGCCGGUAUCCACAAGUUCCUCAAGUCUUUAUGAGACCGCCAAGCGGAAGAACGCGCUCGGACAAUUCCCUGGGAUUUCUGGCGAUAUCAAGGCUUUAGAGCAGAUCCAUCAAACCACUUUUGAAUACCCCAAAGAUGUCUCGGACGACGAGAAGGAAGCCAGCUUGCCAAUGAGAUCUCGAGCAGGCUCUACGGUGUCUAAAGGCCGAUUACUGCCCAAAAAAGUCAGCACAAAUGAAAUGGAGAUGCGAGAAGUGUGCAAAAAGCCGGAAGUGGUCAAGAAAUUGUCGAUCGUUGACUCCGUGAUGCCGAGAAAUAUCCCAAAUAAGCACUCGUUCAGCGGCGGGAUCUUCGGCGAGCCAACGCCAGAACCCCCAAUGAUUCUGGACUUUGACGACGAAGAGGAGCUGAUUCCAACAAAGAAAACGAGUGAUGCUCGUCAGCCGAACUACUCCUACCCCGAUCAACCGAAUUACGACUACUACAACGGGUAUUACGGCACGGAUCUGGACAGUAUGCAUGACAGUGGGACUGUGCAUCCACUGCUGAAUGAUAGCAAGGUUAACGUGGCUGUUGACGAGAUGGAUGAGAUUGAAGCGCGGAUUCAACGCGCCCACGAGAGACGUCGGAACAAUCAUAUCCCGAAGGAUAAGUCAAUGGAGCGACUAACGAGACUGUUGAAGAAACUGGAUGAAGAGACUAGUGAAGAGAAGAUCAAGGAGAAAAUACUUCCAAAACGACCGCCACGGCCGAAAAAUCUCCGAAAUUCGAAUUUCGCGGCUCCUCCAAGGCCCGAGAAGAAGGUGAAUAUCAGCAAGAGUUAUACCUCGGAAUUGAAUGCGAUGAACAACAACCAAGACUUGGAGAGAAGCCCGUUGACAAGCUCUACAGAUACGAACAGCUCCGACGAGAGCAAUCGAAAUGGCCAGCAUUUUAUUGUCGAUCUGUCGGAUGUGUAA